Nematolebias whitei (Rio pearlfish) is the source of this 752-nucleotide messenger RNA. RefSeq names its product microtubule-associated protein RP/EB family member 1. Gene Ontology annotation, cellular component: microtubule organizing center; microtubule plus-end; cytoplasmic microtubule. Lineage: Eukaryota; Metazoa; Chordata; Actinopteri; Cyprinodontiformes; Rivulidae. Gene Ontology annotation, biological process: protein localization to microtubule plus-end; regulation of microtubule polymerization or depolymerization; spindle assembly. The record is from RefSeq and is a predicted model, not a curated record. Gene Ontology annotation, molecular function: microtubule plus-end binding.
AUCAAGCUGCUUUACGGCUGCCGGUUGCGUGAAGAAGAAGGUGAAAGCAGAAGUAGCAUCAAGUGUUUCAUAAAGACGGGCUCCUGCACUCAGGGAUUUGGACCCCCAGCGGAUCAAGACACCGACUCCAAGAAGUGUGAACGUAGUCGGUCAAAGGUGAGCAACAAUGGCUGUGAACGUGUACGCAACCUCAGUGACCAGUGACAACCUGAGUCGUCAUGACAUGCUGGUCUGGAUCAACGAGUCGUUACUGAUGAACCUCACUAAGAUAGAGAUGUUGUGUACAGAUUAUCCCCGUUGACAAAUUGGUGAAGGGAAAAUUCCAGGACAACUUUGAGUUUGUUCAGUGGUUUAAGAAGUUCUUUGAUGCCAACUAUGAUGGGAAGGAAUAUGACCCCAUGGCAGCAAGACAGGGGCAGGAUGCCAUGCCCACACCCUCACCUGCACCUUCAGUUCUCAACAAACCCCCCAAAAAGACCCUCAGUCAAGCCCCUCAGAGACCACCUGUUGCAAAGGUGGCACCUAAGUUGGCUCCUGUUGGCACCAAGAAGCUGGGGAUGGGAGGGGGCCCAGAGGAGAGAGCAGAGCUCCUGAAUGAGAUUGAGAUGCUGAAAUCCACCAUUCAGGACAUGGAAAAGGAAAGAGACUUUUAUUUUGGCAAGUUGAGGAACAUUGAGCUUAUUUGCCAGGAGAAGGAAGGAGAGGGCGACCCCACCCUGCAGAGGAUCAUAGACAUCCUCUAUGCAACUGAU